This is a messenger RNA of Perca flavescens (yellow perch), 9281 nucleotides long. RefSeq names its product AT-rich interactive domain 3A (gene arid3a). The record is from RefSeq and is a predicted model, not a curated record. The transcript has 9 exons. The coding region runs from base 711 to 2345 and encodes 544 amino acids. Gene Ontology annotation, cellular component: nucleus. Lineage: Eukaryota; Metazoa; Chordata; Actinopteri; Perciformes; Percidae. Gene Ontology annotation, biological process: regulation of transcription by RNA polymerase II. Gene Ontology annotation, molecular function: DNA binding.
ACUGUGCAGGCCGGAGAGUCUCUCCACGCCUCUCUCUCUCCGGCUGUCUGACUGAACGUUGCGGGUUCUCAAACCGACACUCUAAGUCUGAAAACACAAUUACACGCAAAAGCCGUAUGCGUGGAUAUCAUGCAGUCACAUGAAACCUCUUUAUUUCUAGCUGAUAAACACACCAACCACUUCUCCUCUUCCUCUUUUUGGUGCGUUUUUCUCUGUGCGUAAUCGAAGGGGAAGACUGGAUUUAGAGACGGGGAAAACAGGAAUGUUUCUUCCGGUAUCAAAGAGUGUGAAACCCGAACGGAAGCCCAUGUGGUCUUUGUAGUCUGUCAACAUACUCUUGUCUUCCUACCUUCGCUUCCGCUACUUGUGCCUCACUGAAUGCUGUACAACUCAGCUCUGCUGCCGGCUUUGGUUUCCCCACGACUGCAGGAAAAACCAUUGAGACAAGAGAGAGGCCUCUGUCUCCAGAACUGCAGCCAACCUUUCUCAGAACUCUAACUGACCCCCCCUCCUCCUUCUUUCCACUCCAUAACCAUAACCUACAAACCUCCAGCCAGCUGCUAGCUGCUUUACCACAGACACGGUUGGCAAUCGCUAUUCCUGGGCAGAAGGAUCGACCAUCGUCCCCCGACUGGUCUCGGACUGGUGCGCCUUCAGUGGGGGAGGGAGGGGAAGGAAGGCAGCUGAACGCCGUGCAGCUUUCCCCGGAGAUGAAGCUGCAGGCUGUCAUGGAGAACCUGCACAGGCAGCAGAGGGCCAAGCUGCUUAUGGAGCAGCAGCUACAGCAGCAGGCCGCCACCCAACACAAUCAGGUCCGCACAAUUGUUGGUGGAGGGGAUGAGCCGAUGGGGAGCCCGGCCCCUGAGGCAGAGCAGGCCCAAAUGGCAGCACUGGCUGCCAUGCGUGCCGCAGCGGCCGGGCUGCAGAGGGUGACGGACAGCCCUAUGUCAGAUCGCAGCAGCGGCGGCGAGGACGAAGGUGAUGAGGAUGAUAAUGAAGACGGGGAGGAGCAUUACAAGGACAUGAUGGGGUCAGAUGAGGAGGAGCAGAUCAAACAGAAAUGGGACGAGGAAGACUUUGAAGGCGAGAUGGAAGAAGACUUUGACGACGACCUGGCGGAGGAGGGUCUGUCGACCGGGCAUGACACAGUGGCUCCCGGGAAGGGCAUCUUCCUGCUGCCCCACCGUCAACUCCACCCCCACUCCCAGCUACUGAAGGCCCGUCCCAGUGUCGACCAGGAGACCCGCGUAGCCAUUCUGCCUCCCCACGCCACGCACAGCCAUCUGGGCGGGCAGGACCACGGCGAGUGGACCUACGAGGAGCAGUUCAGACAGCUGUAUGAACUGGAUAGAGACCCAAAGAGGAAAGAGUUUCUGGAUGACCUCUUCAGCUUCAUGCAAAAAAGAGGAACCCCAGUGAAUCGUAUUCCCAUCAUGGCCAAGCAGGUUCUGGAUCUGUACAUGCUCUAUAUGCUGGUGACAGAGAAGGGCGGCCUGGUGGAGGUCAUCAACAAGAAACUGUGGAGGGAGAUCACCAAGGGACUCAACCUGCCUACCUCAAUCACCAGUGCAGCCUUCACCCUCCGCACACAAUACAUGAAGUACCUAUACCCAUAUGAAUGUGAUAAGAGGAGUCUGAGCAACCCCAACGAGCUCCAGGCAGCCAUCGACAGUAAUCGGCGGGAGGGCCGCCGACAGAGCUUUGGCAGCUCCCUAUUUACCUAUUCGCCCAACGGGACGCCCACCAUGCUCUCCUCACCGAAGCUCCCGUCAGCCAGUGUGGGUCUGACGGUUGGCACCAACGGGGCCUCGCUUACCCCCAUCCAGAAGAUCAAGAAAGAAGAGGAAGGAGGCCAGCCACUGCCGGGUCUCGGUGUGGCUCGUCUGCCAGCGGGCCUUGCGGGCCACACAGUGGCUGCUGUGCAAGUAGCGGCAGCUCAGGCAGCUCAGAUGGCGGCUCUGGAGCAGCUGAGGGACAAACUGGAGGCCGGCGAGCCACCAGAGAAAAAGAUGGCGCUGUCGGCCGAGGAACACCACCGACUGCUGCAGAGAGCUCUGCAACACAACCUGCUGGCCAUGACCACUCAGAUACCCAUGAACAUCCGCAUCAAUAACCAAGACAGCAGGCAGGACUCGGCCCUGAACCUUACCACAAACGGCACAAGCAGCAUCAGCAUGUCAGUGGAGCUGAAUGGAGUGGUGUACACUGGCGUUCUUUUUGCUCAGGCAGCAGCAGGAACGUCCGUCUCCAACAAGACGGUCAGCAGUCGUGUCGCUCCACAGCAGCAGCAGCAGAACACACCUACCUCAACCUCAUCCUCAACCUCCAGCAACCUGUUGUCUUAACUGGCCUUUCCCCUUCUUUUUUUUUAAGUACCACGCUAAGUAAAGCCAAAAAUCAACCUCAUUUUCUACAUAAUCUAUGCCAAAAAGAGAAGAACCAUCAACUGUACAGAAAGACACAAACUGAAACUCCGAUCACUUGAAGUACACUAUCUCAGGUUUUCGCUCACCAACUCGCCUCUUUUGUUCUUCAUAGCCAAAAUGAUUUCGGGAAAAAAAAAAGAAUAUCUCAACUGAGAGCCAGUAUAUGCUAAACAAAUAUGUAUGCACAACCUGUAAAUUAUUUAUUUCUGCAUAAAUGUACAGAUUGUUGGAGAACAAAAGAGAAGGUAAUAACUAGGAAGGUUAAUGCACUGUUUACACACACAAACACAGCUACUGAUUGACAGCAAUGUUUUAUCCUCUAGGGGAGGGAUUUUGUUUAUUUUAUUUUACCUUUUCAUUGUCAUUAUUGUUAUUCUCUUUACUGUGUUUUAUCAUUUAAAUCUUUACCAAUCCCCUCACUGCAGGAAAAAAAUAUAUAUAUAUAUAUUUAGAAUUCUAUGAAAAGAAAAUAUGAAUAGCCUCUAUUUUAAAUCAGAAAAGCUUUAAAGGUAUAUGUUGUUUCGUUAGGGCAUAUAACAAUUUACCGUUGUGACCUCAUUUUGUGUAAAACCUUAUUCACAUGGCAGCCAUUUUGGAUCCCAAUUUGGAAGAGUCUGGUGCCGGUCUGCGGCAUGCCACAGAUUCUCCAGUGAAACACAAAUGGAAAACAGAAUAUUGGUUCACUUUUUCACACAUUUUAUCUAUUAUCUAUUGCUACCAGAGUCUCGUCAGUAGCGAGUUAGCUAGAGUGCUAUGUAGCUGAUGAAUUCCAGCAGUCUUUUUCCUGAGACAGCUGGCUCAUUUUGAAUUAAAAUCCUUACCUGCUUGUUGACAUAAGGACCGUUUAAUGUAUAUCUGUGCCAGUCUUGCAGGUAGUUUGUCAAGUUAGUGUUCAAAAUCGCUGUUUUCUAAGGUCAGGUGGGGAAAAUGAACUAAAGCCUUUCUUGAGUUUUUUUUUUUUUCCUGCUCGAUGCAUCUCAACACGCUGGACUUUCUGAGCCUCAGUGGCGUCCACACCAACUGUUGCUGUUUGGGCUUCAGAUCGUAUGUGAAUAACGUUUCUGAUUGUUCUCAGGUGUCCGUCAGCUCAUCGCUUUGUACAAUCUCUUGACAGAGCAAUGUAUUUAACAUCUUUCUCUGCGGAAAGAUCAAUUUUUAAUUUUAAUUUUUUUUCUAACUUGGCCUUCUAGUGGAGUGAUUGUCUUAAGGUCAUAUGCAUGCCUGUAUUUGUAGAUAAAGCCCUUCAGGGAUCAGGAGUGAGGCAGGAAAACUGUGAUUUCCUGUCUUAAAUUCACAGGAGUCGUGUAUCCACUAAAUCCUUGUCAUUGUGGAGACACUCACGUGGACAAUCAGGUGUCAGGAGACGCUAUCUGAGCUUCAGAGCAACUUAUUAACUUUAGUUACUUCAGCUCAUAUCGGACGUUUUGUUGUUGUUUUGUAUUAUAGAUUACAGAUGAUUUUAUUUUUUGUUUCAGCUUUGUGUUUUACAUGAUUUAGUGCUUCUUCUGAUCCAAGUGCUUCUUAUCCUGUGUUGUGACAAGGACCAGGUCUCCUUGAGGCUGGCUGUCAAGGAUAUAACAGAGAAUGUCUUGUGAUCUUCUGACUAUUUUUUUAGAUGUUGCUUAAUUAGGGAUUUUGACAAUGUGAUCUCAGAGGUAAUAGCUGUGGCUGAGCGCUUGCUUGUGUCUUAUUGUUUGUACAAACACUCACUGCAGUUAGAUUUAUAAAAAGUGAAAUCUGCCACAGUGGAGAUACCAUAUCAUUCAUGUGUAGUUGUGUUUCUGCAUUUUGAAGUCAAUCAAUCUAUCAGCUUUUUGAACUUUAACCUGUGUUACCUCUCUAGACUGUUAAAGAUUGUUACUCUACCCACCCAACCCCACCCCGACGCAAAGCAGCCUCAUUCCUACUGACGUUAGGAAGUAAAUCAGGCUUUGUAUGUGGGUUCUGUUUGGAGGCCUUAACACAGCAUGAGAUGACCAGAGAGCCAGCAGUACCUCCGUCUAAUCAGUUUUUACUGUUCCAGUCAAAUAUCACCAGAUGGCCGUUGCGGCUUUGAUUCUGGACUCGCUUCUCGGUGGGAAAUCACCACCAGCUGCUACGCAAACACUGUUCAGUUUUGUAAAGUAGGCUACUUUACCAUUACUCUCAUUCAAAGACACACACAAUAAUGAAAUGCUCUGAUAAAAUAGUGAGAAGUGAACUGUCCAGCCUCACUUGUUUUAAUACAUCCUACAAAAAGAAAAGUGAAGCUUUAGUUGGAUUUUAAGUUAGUUUGUCAGAGGCAGAACCAGGGGUUAAUGCAUAGACUGUAAAGGUGAAGCCAAAACAUCUAGACUGCCCCCCUGGUGGCUGGCUGCAGUACAGGUCAUAAAUCCCACUCCCUCCAUGUUAGUUGCUGGGACAUGUGCCAAACAAAAAAAUCACACGUCAAACACAUUUUCCCUAAGAUGGUUUCUGUCAUUCCUGUCAUCAGGUAGUUCUUAUCACUCAAUGUAUGUUGAAGUGUUCAUUUUUCUGAUACGUUUGGUUUUUAUUUGUUAUUUGAUGCUAUAAAAACGGGGUGAAACGUCAUGAUUGACAGCUGUGAUUGACUCGCGAUUGGUCGGGUGGGUGUAUUGGUGGGACUGCCCAAUCACUACUGCGCAGACCGUUUUUGGGAUAUUUUGGCUUUACUUUUGUACAGUGGGAGGAAGUGGAGAGACAUCGUCCAUCUUUAUACAGGCCUACAGUCUAUGGACAGAACUGAAAGCAGAGACAGGAUGUCAUUGGUUGUGUUAAAUCUCAAUGAAGCUGAAAACCAUAGUGUUUCCAUAGUGAGGAAAGAGAAAUUCUUGUCAAAUAUUUUAACAGGCAGCUGACUCUCCACAUGGGGGCUCUUUAUGUCUCAUAGUUGCUGUUUUCUUUGUGGGUGUUUGAGUUUUACAUUUUUACACUAGUAUCACCUGUCGGCUAAAAUAACUACUGUUAGGAAAACUGGUCAGAUGUCCGCAAUGGCACCUCAGCUCCACCCAACCACGACCCUGCAACACACACAAACACGCACACACACUAUGCGGGACCGAGGCAAAGGAUGCUGGGGCCGUCACACUAUAUACAUAAAUAAUGAUGGAGAAUCAUUGCGUCUCACUAUCGCUAACCUUCAGUGGUUGUUAACUACUCAAACCAGAACUCACUUUGUGAUUGUACAAUACCAACUGUAAGCUUUUUGUCAUGAUCAUUGAGCUUUCUCAGGCACUUAAUUAAUAAUCAUUAAUAAUUUCAAUAGGUCCCAAGUUUAUAGUUACUCAACACAAAAUACAGAACUUUGCAGCUGCAAACUUGCAGUUGUUGGCUGUCUUAUUGUUGUAGUUUUGGCAUAACAAUCUUUGAAUCACUCAAACAAUGCUGAUCAUGUUGAUUAUUAAUCAUUUUCAUAGACCUUACAUACAACAAUACGAAUGUUACGCUCUAUGUUUUAUCUGGUGUUCCUUUUCCUUCUCCGUUAAUAUUUAAGCUAUAGCCAUUGUCUUUUUAUAUGGUAUAACAACUUGCUUUGAUUUUGGAGCAUCAAAAUAGAAUUUUCAAUUCCAAGAAACACGGAAAAAAAUGGCUAAACUAGCUUUAGCUGAGGCUAUCUCCGCAGUUUUUAUGAAUUUUCCAUGUUUUUUUCCCUCCAAAAAUAUAUAUUUGAUGGUAUAACGGUUUCUGUGGUAAAGUACGAUGUCAAAAAUUCUGAUUCUGGGGUUAACUCAGUUCUGACCAAAUAUGUAAUUACUAUGUUUUGCCUUUGUAGGGCAGAAUAGUCUCUACAGUAAUGGUGCUAUGCCAAUCCAUAUAGGCCAUAACUAUGACAAAAAGUCCCAGGGUAAAAAAAAGAAAUUAAUUUUACAUUUAGGGUUGUCUUUCUCCUCGAUUACCGUACUCUGUGCAACCAGCUGUAAAUGUCAUGAACUACAAUGUUAAAGGAGGUUUUUACUUUGUCUGUUUGGUGGCACUCAGAAAGCCCACCAUGUAUCUCUCUCUCUCUCUCUCUCUCUCUCUCUCUCUCUCUCUCUUUCUGUGAGUAGCAGAUGUCACAGUUGCUGAUAAUGGCUGACAAUCAAAAGAGAAAUGCAUGGCUGAAAGCAUUAGUGUUGUAGCAUUGUGGGGGAGGGCUGCUGCAAUCAAAAUUCAAUCAAUACUGAUCUAAAGGAUCAGCAUUGCUUUUUUAGAUUUGACCCUGUGACCUUUUGGCCCCUGAGCUAAACAUUCAAGCACCUGCUCUCUUCAAUGGAUCCGUGUUUACCACAUAUAUCUAUCGACCGGCUCUGUAAGAUAUUUGCAUUUAAACAGUGGAGGUACUGUUUUCUCGCUCUCGUUCUUGCUCUCUUUUAGUAUAUGCACGGCAGCAUCUUCAGGGAGUGGUUUUAAUUGCGUGGUAGCGACAAUCCGACGAUGUUAUGACAACACAGUAUACCUCCAAACACUCUGACAUCCCUUCAACCACAAUCAAGCCCUGUUUCUACCUCAAGAACUAAUAAAGCUUUGGCAAAUAUGUUUUUUGCUUCAGCCACAACAGACUGUUCAAGCAGGAAAAUCUCAUCGAAAUGUUGUUAAUGCUGGUUUAUGAAGACAUUGACUAUGAAAGAGAUUGUAAUUAUCACAGACAAUCAGAUAUCACUUUUGGUUAUUUGGUUAUUGCAAGGGGAACCAGAGAUGUCAGUAUAGUUGAGGGUUAGGUUCAAGCUUCAACGUCUUAACCAAGAGCUCCCCUCAGUGGGAAGUUUUUGUCAUGACGCAGAAUCACUUUAGAUUUCUCAAAUGGAAACACAAAAAGGUCUGAGCUAAGGCUGCAAAGAUUCAAUGUCCUUCACUCUGAACAUUUACUGCUAACAAAUUAGAUAUUUUCAGUGUUCAUAUCUUCAUUUUCUUCCAGUGUUUCCAGUAUUUUUGUCUUGUUAAGGCGACAAAGCCUUUUUAGAUCAUUAUAACGGGAUACUAAAAAGUUCCACUGAUUUAAAAAAAAAAAAAAAAAAAAAAACGUUGUUUAAAAGGCUCCACUGAAAACAAACUCUGUUAAAAGCAUUCACUUACAUAAUUCAUUUAGUAAAAGUAAAAAUAAAAAUAGUAAACAAUCAAUAAUCAAACAUCCUGUCUCUGUCCCAUCUGUUUCUCUCCAUCAGGCAGGUUCCUCAAUAUUUUAAGAAACAUUGGAGCAAUGUGGCAGUGAAAACUGUAUGAGUCUUAACUCAGUAUGAAACCAGAAGUUGUUCUUAGUUUUGAAAAGAGUUUAUAGGAGGUUUUGGUUCAGAUUUGUUUCUGAAUGUGACCAGCUGCUUUUUAUGUCUGUAGCUGCUUUGUUUUCAUCAUUAGCUAAGACGAUGCUUGCACAAGACUUUGUGUCUGUAGUUCUUGUCAAAGUUAUAUUAUUGUUGUGUGGUAAUGCAGUUUAAAAGCGUGGGUUGAUUUGAAAAGUCUGCUUGUUUGGUGCGUUCACAUGCUGCCGGGAAAACACUUUUUCAUCACGUUCUGAAUGCAUUUUGUUUGUCUUUGAGUUUGAUUUUGCGACAAUAUGGGUAGUAAAUGUAGUGUCUUUCAGGGCCUGACUCCCAAUCAGCACAAACCCUCCAAGUCUCUUGUGGUUGACUUGCUCACUCUAUGUCAUAACUUUUAAGUGUUUUACACUGAAAUGUUGCUGCUUUCACUCCCACCAGAGCCGUAGCUAAAUAACCUCUUGAAACCUUACUAGAUCCAGAGUGUCCUGCAUCGAAAAUUGACAAUGACUCCUGCUCCCACAUGUUGCCGACAUGGAAUUCUGCUGGAACAUUUACGGGUUAAGGUGCCUGUUGGGAUUAGGGGCUUUUGACUGAACUUCACCACUGACUUUACCUCCAUCAAGGGGGGAUGUGGACAAGGUGACAAAGCUGUGACAAUUGUAUGAAUUAACCUGUAUUACUAAGAUUCAUUAAAUAGAAUAUUUCUGAAAUAUGGCUUUUUAGGGCUAUGAAUUAUAUCAUGUUCAUAUUGUUUUUGCUUUUUCUUUGCUUUCUGGAUAUGCUUUAGCAAUCCUGGCAUACAGAGAUUACAUUUAAAACAGAUUUGUUAAUACAGCGAUAAUGAUGAUAAUAAUCGUGAUUAUUUUAGGGAAGCAUACUGUAUGAUGCGUGUGUGGGCUUCACGUGGCUUCAAGUUUACUUCAGAAUUGAAACAAGGCUCUUGUCUCUUUCAACUUGUCAGGAAAAUCUAUCUCUACCUUCAGUUUGAUGCAUUUAACCCAGUUCAAGUUACAAUUUUGUGGGUACGCAAAGAGGGCGUGAGAGUGGUCACCAAGGUCUGAAAUCAGCUACAACAUACCAGUAUAGUACUUAAAAAGUAGUUAGGAUCUCAUGACACACGUGCAUUUGUAUUGAAAACGAGUAUUGUGGUGUAAUUAUAUCAUCUAAAUACUCUCAACAGAUAUUAUCACCCUGGUAGGUGACUGGGAGGUUUAUUUUGGACUCUGGGGUGUCGUUCUCCGUCUCUCCGUCUCUCUCUGUGUUACAGGUUCGUAACACUUCUGCUGUUUAGUUUAUUUGAGCAUCAACAGGGAACCUCCAACUCAACAGAUAACUACAACAAGUAGUGCUCCCAGGAGCACCGUUAGUACUGUGAGUCGUUUUUCAGUCUGUUCUAUGAAUGUGUGCUUAUUCCUCCUUUUUCUAUAAAUGAUUCAAUUAGUUUAAUGAAUGGGAUGUUUCCUGGUAACCACGUCGGGCAAUGCAACUGUUUUAUUUUUUCUUAUCUUUUUUUUUUUGGAAGGGUGAAGAUUUUUUCUUGCCUAUUUACUCAAUAUGUGUUUGUGUGAAUACUUUUAUUUAGAAUUUGAAAUUAAUAAAAUAUCACUUUUCUUAAAUGUCA